Chinchilla lanigera (long-tailed chinchilla) is the source of this 7475-nucleotide messenger RNA. It is a transcript of the gene Reps2, whose product is annotated as RALBP1 associated Eps domain containing 2. The record is from RefSeq and is a predicted model, not a curated record. Gene Ontology annotation, cellular component: plasma membrane; cytoplasm. Gene Ontology annotation, biological process: endocytosis; endosomal transport. NCBI's taxonomy places the organism in Eukaryota, Metazoa, Chordata, Mammalia, Rodentia, Chinchillidae. Gene Ontology annotation, molecular function: calcium ion binding; protein binding.
CGGGGACCGUGCUCCGCAGGGCCCCUUGAAGGCCCCAUGGAGGCAGCAGCGGGCGGAGGCUGCAGCUCUGGGCCGCCGCUGCUGCUGAGCGAGGGUGAACAGCAGUGUUACUCUGAGCUCUUUGCGCGCUGCGCGGGAGCUGCAAGCGGGGGCCCGGGUCCUGGUCCCCCCGAGGCCGCCAGGGUCGCCUCGGGCGCUGCCACCGCGGCCGCUGGUCCCGUGGCUGAUCUGUUUCGGGCGUCGCAGCUGCCAGCCGAGACGCUGCACCAGAUCACAGAACUGUGUGGUGCAAAGCGGGUUGGUUAUUUCGGUCCGACACAGUUUUACAUUGCCCUGAAAUUAAUCGCUGCGGUGCAGUCUGGCCUCCCUGUGCGGAUAGAGAGUAUAAAGUGUGAAUUGCCUCUACCUCGCUUUAUGAUGUCCAAGAAUGACGGUGAGGUGCGAUUUGGGAAUCCAGCUGAACUGCAUGGAAGUAAGGUUCAGAUUCCAUAUUUAACGACAGAAAAAAAUUCCUUCAAAAGAAUGGACGAUGACGAAAAACAGCAGGAAACACAGUCUCCCACGAUGUCACCCCUCGCCUCCCCUCCUUCCUCCCCGCCUCAUUACCAGAGGGUGCCCUUGAGCCAUGGCUACAGCAAACUGCGGAGCGGCACAGAACAGAUGCAUCCAGUUCCUUAUGAAGGUAGACAGCCCCUUGUUCAGCCUGAGGGACCCUCAUCUGUGGGUCCAGGAGCCAAACCCCUUCGACAUCAGGCUUCUCUUAUCCGGUCCUUCUCAGUGGAGCGAGAACUACAAGAUAACAACAGCAGUUACCCAGAUGAGCCCUGGAGGAUAACCGAAGAACAGCGGGAAUACUAUGUCAACCAGUUCCGGUCCCUCCAGCCGGACCCCAGUUCCUUCAUCUCAGGCUCUGUGGCCAAGAACUUCUUCACCAAGUCGAAGCUUUCCAUUCCAGAACUCUCUUAUAUAUGGGAACUUAGUGAUGCUGACUGUGACGGAGCCCUGACCCUGCCUGAGUUCUGUGCUGCAUUUCAUCUCAUUGUGGCCCGGAAGAACGGCUACCCACUACCCGAGGGCCUUCCUCCAACUCUGCAACCAGAGUACCUGCAAGCAGCUUUUCCUAAACCCAAGUGGGAGUGUGCAUUAUUUGAUUCUUACUCUGAGUCAGUGCCGAUAAGCCAACAAGCCCGUGACCUGAAUCGGAUGGAGAAGACAUCUGUUAAAGACAUGACUGAUUUUCCCGUUCCUACCCAAGACAUGACUGGUGAUGACAAACAAGCUUUGAAAAGUACUCUCAAUGAAGCCUUACCAAAGGAUGUGCCUGAGGAUCCAGCAACUCCUAAGGAUUCCAACAGUCUCAAAGCAAGACCAAGAUCCAGAUCUUACUCUAGCACCUCCAUAGAAGAGGCUAUGAAAAGGGGCGAGGACCCUCCCACCCCGCCACCACGGCCACAGAAAACCCAUUCCAGAGCCUCCUCCUUGGAUCUGAAUAAAGUCUUCCAGCCCAGUGUGCCAGCUACUAAGUCAGGAUUGUUGCCUCCACCACCUGCGCUUCCUCCGAGACCUUGCCCAUCACAGUCUGAACAAGUGUCUGAGGCUGAAGUGCCCUCACAGCUGAACAGAGCCUCUUCCCAGGCUGCAGAAAGUAGUCCAGCCAAGAAGGAUGUACCAUAUUCCCAGCCUCCAUCAAAGCCCAUUCGUAGAAAGUUCAGACCUGAAAAUCAAUCUGCUGAAAACCAAGAGCCUUCUACUGCUGUAGGUGGGCCAGCUCCUGGAGCAUCUGUGAAACCCCAUCCGACAGUCCAAAAGCAGUCUUCCAAACAGAAGAAGGCUAUUCAAACUGCUAUCCGCAAAAAUAAAGAGGCAAAUGCAGUGCUGGCCCGAUUGAACAGUGAACUCCAACAGCAGCUUAAGGAAGUUCAUCAAGAGCGGAUUGCAUUGGAAAACCAGUUGGAACAACUUCGUCCAGUCACUGUGUUGUGAGCCCCAAGGUUCAAGUGACAGUGCGUGACCUUGUCUGCCAAGAUCUUUCCUUUAAUGUUUGAGCCCAACUACUUGUCAUAGAUGUUUGACUAUGUCAAAAGCUGUGAGCAGCAAAGUAUAAUCCAUACAACAUUUUCUCUUGCAGUUCACUUGUAUGUUUUAUUGUGGGAAAAAAUACUUCAACUGAUUAUCACACCUGAAAUUGUGAUUAUCAACAGACCUUUAUCUCUCAUUCUUAAGUACUUCCUCCAGGUAUUAGAUGCUGCUCCUUACCAAAAAUCCUUCUUCUAGCAAAUAAUUUAGAGCAUUAUUUAUUUAAAGAAUUUAUGAUUUGUAUAAAACCUUAUAACCAAGUACUUUCAGGAUGCUUGUUUUAUUUUUGUAUGUAUGUCACAUACAUAGGUUGCUUUCCUGAAUACUUGGGAUUCCAACUGGAUAGUCUUUGGCAUGAUGAUAAUAAAAACAAAAGCUAAAAUAAAACGAGAACAUCAUAUUUAGGCUGGCAUUGUGCCCUCCACCACUAUAUGCCAAAAAUUGCAUCUCUAGUGCCAUUUUGAUGUUAUAUCUAGCUAUAAAUAAUACAUGACUAUUGUUUUCUAUUGAAUGUCAAAGACUUAUUGGGUCUUUCCACCCUAUGAAGUAGAGAUUUUGGCAAUGAGCUAUUUAACUUGGCCAAUCUGGGCUAUCAACCCAGAUAACUCAGUCCUUUGAUGUAAAUUUUUGGGCAAGAACAAUUUGCUUUAACUGCCUUGCCUGAUCAAAUUAAAUAAAUAGUUGCCAGAUCUCUACUUUUAUCCUGCAUGGGAUAACAUAUCUGUAAAUGCAUGAGUUUGGAAACCACCCAUCAAAUAUGAAAAGCUAGAUUGAUAAACAUUUGUUGUUUGAACUCGGGUAUCUAGACUGGGGAGGAAAGGGAAAUGGUUACCAACAAUCCAAAAAUCUCUUUUUGCCUUUAUUUUAAUCUGGAUUGAGAGUGUGUUGGGUAUAAAGAAAUAAUGAAAGAAAGUGGUGCUCACACUGGACAUAUGACUAUUUUGUUUUCUGUGAGGUGUACCCUUGGGAAGUAAUUGGCUUGUAUACAGCUCAGAGGAGCUCAGCCAACUCCAGUACAGGUAAUGUAAAAUAAGCUCAAAUCACAGAAGUCAGUAUCCUUUAGAACUUUAGGUAGCUGCUGUUUCAGCUGAACACCCAAGCUGAAAGCGAGAAUUGACUGACCCACAGGGUCACAGACUCACUGAUCUUCACAAGGCAUGCCAACUUUAACAUUGCUUUAACAUUGCUCUGAGAGACUUACAGCAGGACAUACUGUCUUUUCUGCAUUUUGCUAAUGUGCCCAUUCUUUGGGGAGUGCCGGUCCUUUUUGAAAUUGUUUGGGAUAAGUGUGGAAUACAUGGGAUUAAGCUGCUGGUUUCAAUAGAACUGAGAGCUUUUAGGAAAAGUAGGCAUUCAUUUAAUGCUUCCUCGUUCCCCUGGCAAGCUUUCUCAAUAGCUUAACAGCAACAGAGAAAGGCUCAAACAGAUGAUGUUUGCCCAAAGAAAAACAAAUUAUUGAAUCUAUUCCAUGCAUGUUUAAAUAUUUUGAAUUGAUUUGAUUUUGAAAAUCAUGAAACUUGAACUAUUUCUCUAUUUCCAUUUCCUCCCCUUUGGCUGCCUUUUUUGUUGUGAAGAAGGGUUCAGAGUGAGUUUUAAAUCCUUCCUAAGAUUGUGACUAGGUCAGUGCAAAUUGUAGGUAACUUUUUUCCUAUACAUUGUGAUUUGGGAGCUGCAACAAAUUUUAUCAACAAAUUUUAUCAGUGUUCUUAUUGCAGAUGUUUCAUAGCAUGUUUGGCUUUUGGUACAUUCCAUCCAGGAAGGACUAGUGUAUGCACUUUAUCUCAUAAUCUUCCAGUACAUAUGCACUCGCUCGGGAUAGCACUUCAUAUCCACCAGCCAGACAUAUAAACGAAGGAAUGUUAGUCUAAACUAUGCAUUUAAAAAAUACUGACAUGCUGUCUUCCCCCAUGAAGUCAAUGACAAAAAGAGCCAAAUAAGGAGGCUGGGGUUUUGUUUAGUUGGCUUGGUUUUCAUUAAAGGGAAAAAACUUGCAUUGGACAAUCAAAGCUCUCCAAGAUUCGUAGUCUUUUCUUAUGUAUAUGCUGGGAUCAAACCCAGGGCUUCAUGCGUGCUAGGCAAGUGCUCUACCACUGAGCCACAUUCUCAGCUCAACAGCAGUAUUUUAAGAUAGGCAUUGCAUUAAAGCACACACCAGUAAAUGUACACCCAGCCUUCUUACCUGGACUUAAUUUUGUCCAUGGUUUAUUAGUUGCUUAGAAGUGGAUGUUUUAAAAAAAUUAAAUAUUUGUUUGUGUAUAUACAUACAGACAUAUACAUACUACUCUUAUUGUUAUCUAACUAUUGCUCAUCCUCAAUUUCUCUGUUUCCUUACGAUGUGUACCUUUAAUUUAGGAUUAUAAUGUCUGAUAAUGUUUCUGUGAGCCUUUAAUAUGAUUUAUAAGAAGGCUGGCUUAUUGAAAUCACCAUUAUACCUCUUUAAUAAAACUACUCCAAAAUUAGACUUGCUCUUUAGUAGAAUUCUACAAAUAGAAAGUUAAUGUUGUCUCCAUUUAUGGGUAUUUAAUUACCUUGUUCAUUGGUCUUCUCCUACAGACAUCCUGCAGUCACAUAAACAAAAGCAUAGUAGGAGCCAAUAGUGGACAUAUUGGGGCCCUCAGUAUCUCUUGUAUGUGGUAUAUUCCUUUUGCCACCUCUUUGACAGGCGUGAAGCAAAAUCAAGUAGUAGACAUCUGGACUGGAUAUGUGUGUUGUGUUCAGGGCAGAUAUUUGCCUUAGUUGGAAGGAUCUAAUGAAUGGCUUUAAAAAUAGUAGCGAUAGGAGGGAGCUUAGUUGGAAGCCGUGCCCAUUUUCUUGUCGGUGAAGAACAGGAUGUCAGGACUGGGUAGUACUGGUGCUCGUCUCCUAUAGUUCAUAUGUGGAAAAACCGAGGUCCUAUCAAUCAGCAGUUCCUGUCAAGAAUCCAUAGAAAGAGGUAGCUAAUGAAAGAGUUCAGUUACCAGCCUGAGUUUAUAGUUCCAAUUUGGGCCCUCGGUUCUCUGUCAACACUAAAAGUAGAUUACAAGAUUUUCUUUCUGUUUACCUUGUUGAAUUUUAUUGACUUAACUAAUUAGUCUUUAAAUAUGAAAACAUGUUUUAAGUUUUAGAUCUAGAAAUUUCUCUUGGUUUGAAAAGUAAAAUCUGAAGGGAAAGAAUAUUAUUGAACUAUUUGUUCUUCUGAACGCCUCACCUUUCAUGAUGCAAUAAGUUAUUCUGAAUUUCUUGGCAGAACUUUUGACAGCUGUUGCUUUGAGUAGAUUCCAUUCCCAUAUUCCUUAUGGGAGUUUGUUUUUAAAAUAGACUACUGUGAUUGAAAUGAACUCAAUAUGUAGUAAGUUAUAGUUUUCUUCAAUAUAUCUUUAGUUACUUGGGUCACAAAUGUUUAAUUUCAGCAUAUUUUAGGGUGAGUAAUCAAAAGCAUGUAUUUUCCUUUGAUUUCCUACCAAAAUCUGAACUAUCAUAAAAUUUUUUUCUUUAUAUGUGCUUGUACAGCCUGUUUGUAGAUGUUUGUUUCUUAAAUGAUCUCAUAAGCACAGUAAUAAUAGAUGUGUAAUCAGAGGUCAAGAAGGUAAUAUUUUGAAUAGAUGUAUUUCUUGCAGCUAAGAUAGGCAUUUGUGAAUGUCUUCUUCUAAGCAGUAGUUGGAAACAUCUCAAUUACACUAUUAACACCUUUGAGCUAACAACAUUUGUUCAACACAAACUAGAAUCACACCUUCUAACUAGAUAUCAUCAAGGGAUUGUGAUAUUAAAAAUAGAAAAUCAAGAAGUUAACAUCUUGUAGCAAACAGCUCUUCCCAUAUUAUUGACAGGCAGGCUCGUUAGGUUGUGGUUUAAGCACUGUUAAUGUGAGCACAAUGAUAUUGCAGUUGAGAGGUCAUUUCUGCUCUAGUCAAACAGAAAACUAAUAACGUUAGUUUCUCUGACUGGUUUACUGUUUUAGAUAUGUUCUUUUAAAAUUGAUUUCAAAGGGUCAGUUGAAUUUAUACUUUAGUUACUUUUUUUUUUUUUUUACAUCAUGACUCAGUGUGGUUCAAAUUCCUAGUAAAAAUGGGGAUUUAGGUUUUGGGAGUGCUCACGUCUUCUUCAGUGCUGGCAAAAGGCAACUACCUACCAAUAUGGCCAGAUCAGACACUGUUAGCAAUUUCAAUGACUGUUACUCUAUAGGCCAUCAUCUUUGCUUAUUUCUGGGGAGAAGUGCCUCUAGUUAUGUGAACCUCUCAAGAGUAACUCUGGGAGCAGCAGACAACAGAGGGACAGACCUUAAAAGCAAUGCAAGCCCAUUCUAAGAGCUGCUGCCCACCCUUCAAUCAGACUUUUGAAGACUGUCUUACAAAUAAGACCUGAAGCAGCCAGUGUGUUAAUGUGAGCAAGACAGCCCAAGUGCACAGUUGCUUUUAAGCUUGUACAUAGUUAUUUCCUAUGUUUACUAACACACUGGGUGGUAAAGGAACCUUUUCUAAGCAGUACUGUAAGGUUUGAAUUGACAGGGCUUGUUCUAGGUUACAGAAGCCUUUGUUUGCUGUCAGUAAUUGAGGAGUGCUUAGUUUUCAUAUCACGAACCCUCCUAUCUUGCCUCAGUCUAGUUUCAUGGUUGUGGAGGUUGGAGAAAGUAGGUUUACGACUUUGAAGACCAGAGGAUAGCAGACUUUAAGAGAGCUUAAACUGGAAUUUGGCAACUACAAUAAAGAAACUUCAGGCACCAGUUCCAUCCUCAGGCACUGUGUGGAAUAACAGGACUAGGUCGUAAACUCCUUCAGGGAGCUCUGCCCUGAGAUGGAAUUCAACAGUCAUGUCGUAUGCAGGUUGGAUCAACUAAGUUAUGUUAUUUUUGUUUUAAGUCAACUUGUGUGACAGUUUCAACUGCACACAUUUUGAGAGCCAGGUAUACACUCUUCGUUAGCACUGCCAUCCUUUUCGUCUUCAGCACAAAUAAGAUUAAGUGAGCCAGAGGCAAAAAGAGCCAUUUUAGUCUACAUAGCUAUUGGCCAAGAGAGAUAAUGAACUGAUGGUCUAUUUUAACCUUGAAAGUAAAAAUGUAUAUUUUUUCACUACAGGUACAUUGAACAGUAAAAAGUGUAACAGCAAAGUAUAUAUUUGAUGCCUUCUGUCUUUUCAUGAUACUGUACUACCAAGUUGUGUUAGUGUUUUACUCAGCUAGAGUCUCAUUUGUUUGCUAAAAGCAUUAGGAACAUUAUGCAUAUUGACCUUAAACAUAAGUCCCCGAGAGUGUCCUAUGUUUGCAUUGUGACUUGUAGACUCAAGCUAACUCUACUGCCUCUUUUUCACAUUUGUUGAAAAAUCUAUGAAGAACAUAGUAAAUUAAGAAUCUCAAACUUUGGGAAAUGUACAUGAUGUGAAACUGGGGUGCUAUGUUAAAAAUAAAUGUAUGAUAAAUAAACGGC